Molecule: messenger RNA, 634 nt
Organism: Ilyonectria robusta
Lineage: Eukaryota; Fungi; Ascomycota; Sordariomycetes; Hypocreales; Nectriaceae
Exons: 1
Coding region: 104-562 (152 amino acids)
Source: RefSeq, a predicted model, not a curated record
GGCAGCUCCGCCCGAUUGCAUUAGGAUCGCGACACGACGUCAAACUGGGUCCCCGUUAUCGGAUUGAUUGCACGUGGUCGGCGCAAGCCCUUGUUGGAUUGGCAUGGACGUGGGACUCCGGCUGGGGACCCUCAGUCAAAGUGUCACGGAGUCAGUCACAGCCUCUCCCGCCACUCGCCCACUGCCCAAUGCCACCUUGAUGGACCAUGGAUGGCUGGAUGGAUUGAUGGAUGGUCGUGACGUUGUGCGUGUGGCCAGGGGCGGCCAGGGUCCCACGCUCUCGUGUCCACCGCGACUCCACGCAAAAUCAAAGUGCUCGCACGCACAGAGCUUGGCUCCCGCCUACAUACCGCAUACCGCCCGCUGCUGCGAACAAGACGAGUUGCUGCGCCCGAGUUUUGGAGAUAGCGGGCGAGGUAUGAUAAGUCAGUCAUGCAGGGACAACACCCAUGUCCGCUGGACAACCCAAUGCACAGGUACCCGGAUGUCUGGUCUCACAGCUAUCUUCCCAGAGGUCGCACAGGCGAUAGGACAAGGUGCACCUUUUGAAACACCGAGAUAGGCACGCAACUAAAAGACUCCGCGUCGUCAGGAGGUCGCCUCCCCCAAUAUUCACGACAGGGGGCUGUUACGU